UGGGAAGAAUGCUUCUCACAAUGGUGGUCAGUGGGAAGAAUACCCCUUACAUUGGUGGUCAGUGGGAAGAAUGCCCCCUUACAUUGCUGGUCAGUGGGAAGAAUGAUACUUGCAUUGGUGUUCAGUGGGAAGAAUAUUCCUUAUAAUGGUGGUCAGUGGGAAGAAUGCUUCUCACAAUGGUGGUCAGUGGGAAGAAUACCCCUUACAUUGGUGAUCAGUACAAAGAAUGCUCCUUAUAAUGGAGGUCAGUGGGAAGAAUGCUCCUCGCAUUGGUGGUCAUGGGGAAGAAUGAAUCUUACAAUGGAGGUCAGUGGGAAGAAUGCUCCUCACAUUGGUGGUCAUGGGGAAGAAUGAUUCUUACAUUGGUGAUAAGUGGGAAGAAUGCUCCUCACAUUGAAGGUCAGUAGGAAGCAGGGUGUGGACUUACCAUUUGGAAACUCGG
Messenger RNA from Staurois parvus, 442 nucleotides. Lineage: Eukaryota; Metazoa; Chordata; Amphibia; Anura; Ranidae. The record is from the annotation of a GenBank genome assembly.